UAUUCUACCAGGUUUGACGAAGUUUGUAUUGCGACGUUGCCAAAUUUGACACACACUGUGGUUCAUUAUGCUAAAAAUUAUUCUCUCGCUCUCGCUGUUCUCUCAUUGCUCUUAUUAUUGUUGUUAUCCUCCACAUGAGAGAGAAAAUAUUAUUUUUUUGGAAGAAAACAUUCAGUUUUGGUUCAGAGAAGACAGACGGAAGACGCUUCAUAACAUCGCGCGGUUUCAAAAUAAGAAAAAAAAAGAAAAAAUAAUCAUAAAUUGACUGAUUUACAAUCAGAAGUGAAUUUCAAGAUCAAUCGAUUCUAGUCAAACAUAAAAAUCCUAUCAUAAACUUCUCGGUAACACAAAAAAAUAGUUGAAAGUAAAAGUUCUUUAAUGCUAAAACAUAAAAAGAAUAGCAGAGAGAAAAGAAGAAUAACUACAUAAAAUGGAAUAUCAAAUAUUAAGGAAUAAAGUUGAGAAGUAUAACGAACAGAAUAAAUACAUAAAUAAUUACUUAAAUAAAUAAAAACAUUGAAAGUUAUCGAAUGUUGGUGAAAGUGAUUUAAAAAUAAUUAAAAUUUAAAACACAAAGUUUAGUUGUUCGUGGAAAUAAAAAGAGUUCCGAAAAGCAAUCAAAUUAGAGUUUAAAUGGCUGUAACAAAUAUCGUAUGUGAGUGGCUUAAAGCACUCGGUUUGUCACAAUACGCCGCGAGCUUUCUUGAUAAUGGUUAUGAUGACUUGGAAAUCUGCAAACAAAUUGGCGACCCAGAUUUGGACGCAAUCGGUGUUCAAAACCCAAAUCAUCGACACAAACUUCUUAAAAGCGUCAGAUUGUUGCGUGAGAAUGGUGCGGCAAGUGUUUACUUCCAAAUCAACGAUCCUAACUCUUUAUUUAAUUGUGAUGAACUGGAGCGAGACAAUUCGCCUCUUCUUGGGUUGGAAUCUCUUGUUAUAGAGCAAUUAGAAGCCGAUGGCGUUUGUUUAAGUAGUUAUCCUUACUCAACACCCGAUGGUAGUCGAGGUCAUUUAGAAGGUUUAGCUUCUGUUUAUUGUGAAUUAUUAAUGGCACCUUACCUUGAUGUUCUCACCGCCCUAGAGGAUGUCAGACAAAGAGCAUGGUUGAAAAGAAGUCCAAAACAUAGUCCUGGCAUGUCAAAGGGACAUAGAGGAAGUUCCAACCAAAUCGGAACCCUGCCCAAUAGUCACAGUCAACCUUUAUAUGUCCCGGGAAAAUACUCGCCAUCGAGUUGUCUCUCCGACAAGGAGGAAGAUGAAAUUUAUGGUUUCGGCUACGGCGUGUUCGCUUCGAGAAUUGGUCGUGGCGGAAUCCAAUCGACUCAGCAAUUAGACAAAAUGGACAGCCAACAAUCAUUACCAAAUAAUACCAAUAAUGUACCUGUGGCACAACAACAAGGGCCAUCCGGUCCCCGACCAGCGUAUUUCUUUGAACUCUCACACGAGGCUCGGGAAACGAAUAAAAAGCGAUCGACUUUAAUGAGAUUGCUGAGAGGCUUAAAGACUGUAAAUAGGAAAGCAAACCAAAAUCCAUCAAUCACACAGCAUAAGCAAUCAAAUGAAAGACUGAGACAAUACCAAUUGAAUGGCGGUGCACCACAUCAAAGCUUUGAAGAGACAAUCCAUCGAAUUUUACGAGACAUUCAGCAAGGAUUGUUCCAACAAGCAGCAAGAGCAGGAGAAACGUCGCUAUACGAUGGCUCCAUAUCAAGUAGCAACUAUAGCAAUAUAAACAGACAUCAUCAUUGGUACGAUGAACCACCUUAUGAGAGUGAACCGGAUGACUUGAUAAUGUCUGAGAUGUUAGCAGCAGCAACAAUUCAGGACGGACAAGUUUGCUAUCGAACGAAUGGGCCGGGAAUAAUUUCUUUACGUUCCGCCGGUGAUAUAUCUGUUUCUUCGCAACAACAACAGCCAGUAAAACGAGGACUUUUUGUGCCACAACAGUUGAGCAAUUCACCAUUGAAAAGAAUAAGCGAAGAUUAUCGAGGCUCCGUAUCAGACAUUGAUAGCAUAACAUCGCGAAGAAGCCAAAUAUCUAUUGAAGCAAAUUGCGUAGCAUAUUAUCGACCUUUGAUAGGACGAACAAUCGAACCACCAUCGCCUUCCCAUCUAUCAGAUUCAGAAGACAAUGACGAUUAUCUCGCCUCAAACAUGGUGAUAUUAAAUGGAAUGAACAAUCUUUCUAGCGGCCUAUCGAAUCCAACAUCAAGCACAAAUGAUUUGAAAUUAAAACGAAAUUAUCCUUCGUCAAUGGGCAAAGUAUCAGUCACCGGUUACCAGAAUAAAACUUUUGAUUACGAUUAUCAUUGUUCUGGCAGUUCAGUUGAGAGAUUAUCAAGCGCAAGUGGGUCGAGCACACAGCCAUUAGUAAGAUCAGGAAGUCCCAACAGCUCACUGUCAGCUGACGAAAAAGCAAGCUAUGUGUCAAUCUGUCGUGCGAGAGCUGUUGUAGAUAGUUCGGGUUUUCCCUUUGAGAAAGACUCAUUAGAAUUUAAGAAAGGCGAUAUAAUUGACGUGAUUACAAUGAAUGCUUCGGGUGUUUGGGAAGGAAGAGUGAAUGGAAAAUUUGGACACUUUAGAUUUACAAACGUGGAAGUUCUUCCCGAACAAAAGGAGAAAAGUUUUAAAAGGCAAACUCGUAUGGUUAGAAAAGGUUGUCGUCCCUCAACGGUAGAAGAGCUUCUUUGUCGAAUAGGAUUGAAGGAGUACACUGCAGCUUUCACAGCAUAUGGGUAUGAAGAUUUAGAAUUAUUUAAGAAACUCGAUUCGGCAGAUCUCGAUUUUCUGGAAAUCACAAAUGCGGAACAUCGAGCGAAGCUUUUAGCUGCUGUUCAAUUGUUGAAUUCAACCGACAUAACAAUGUCAACAAAUUCUGAUUAUAUUGCUGGUUCGAGUUCAGAGAAUGAUGAAAGUCGAUUGAGUCAAAUACAACAAAAGAAGAAUUCACAAUCUCCAUUCAGCAAUCGUCGACGAUUUCCACGCGAUUCAGGAUGCUUUGAAGGAGCUUCACUGCCAAAUUUUUUCACCUCUUCCUCCAUGCAAAGCACUUCAGAGUCUAACGGAAUGAAUGAUAUUCAAGUAGUUCAAUGUUCGAAUGGAACGACGAGUGAGAGAAAUAAUACGAGCGAGAACAGCACUCGUCUACCUUCUAUAACAGCAACGAAAAAAGGUUUUAUCAAGAAAGGUCUGCUGGGUGGAACAAGCAACAUCGAUGAAAUAUAUUCGUGUACGGAAGGUGGCGGUACAUUAAGUGAAAAAUCAAGUGAUUCUGGCGUCAGCAGCAGUUCUCCUAUAAAAAAUAUAUAGAAUUCAAUUACAGCGAAGUGGAAAGCUAUGCAACAUUUUCGCUUCGAAUUGAGUUGAAUUAAGUAUGAAACAGCAAAAGUAUCAGAAAGUUAGUUUCAUAGAACUUUAUCAAGAGAAAACUGUUUAUUUUCACUCAUAGUUUUCUCUCAGUAUAUCUUAAUAUAUAAAAACAAAAGAACGAAGAAGAAUUUCAAUGUGUUGAGACGAAAAAAAAGAAGGAAGGAAGAAAAAGUCCCUUUUGAUAUUAAAUGAAACCCAAGAAAAAUAUUCAAAUUGAUAUCAUAGAAUAAGGAAGUAGAUUUGCUAGGAUUUCCUCGAGACAUAAGCUACUUAAGAAAAGCCUAAGAAUUUCCCAUCAUUGUGGCUUUGAAUGUGGAUGCCGAAGCAUGCAAACUGCACGUAAUUUCAAUAAUUCUUCUGUCAUCAGUAAAAGGCCCCAAGAGAUAUUAAAUUCAUCCUUUAUAGUGAAAUAAAAAUUUGUGAAAAGUCCCAAAAAGUUGGUUGAUUCAACCAACUUCAAUUAUUGAAUACAUAUUUAAGAGUAGUUUCUAUUUAAAAGUUUAUAAUGAAAUAGGAUAAAAGUUUUUCUUUUCUCUCUCUCUACUUACUUAUGAUUUUUCGAAUAUCUUGUUAUAAAACUUCUUGAGAGCUAACUAGAAAGACUAUAUAGAGUACGAGAAUCAAAAUAAGUCGAACGAUAACCAACGAAUAAAGAAAAAGCAAUUUUUUUGAUGAUAAUUUCCGAGUUUAAAAUGAAAUUUCUUUUUUUUUUCUUAUGAAAGAGAAUGAAGAACCACUUUAGAAAUUUGUAGAUGAAUAAAAAAAGUUCUUUUGAUUUACAAAAAGAAGGAAAGAAAUUAAAUAAAGCAUGAAUGACAAUUUGUUAAAUUAUAUUUGAUGAAACUUUUCUUUUAUCGCUUUCCAUGGCCAGGGAUGU
Clunio marinus is the source of this 4246-nucleotide messenger RNA. Lineage: Eukaryota; Metazoa; Arthropoda; Insecta; Diptera; Chironomidae. The record is from the annotation of a GenBank genome assembly.